AUGACAAUCUGCACUUUGAGACAUAACCGUCUGGAGGAACGAUGUUUGUGGAGUCGGUGGUCCGAUGGUGGGCUUGGUGCGUUCUUCUGGGAGGCCUGGGCCAAAGAGGUCAUCUGCGCCGGCAAACAUCUGAACUCGGUGCCGGAGGGCUUUUCCAGCGAUGCCAAACGCCUGGAUUUAUCCUACAAUAAGCUUAAAACUGUGGGGCGGCGCCAGUUCUCCGGGCUACCACUCCUUCAAGAGCUGGACCUGAGCGAUAAUCUAAUCUCCAUGAUGGAAGUCGAGGCUUUCCAGGGCCUUCAAAACCUCAGGACUCUUCGGAUUAAAAAUAACCGCCUUAAGAUCAUUCCCGUUGGCGUGUUCUCAGGCCUUUCGACUCUUCGCUUCUUAGACCUGAGCCAGAACGAGAUACUGGUCUUUCUUGAUUACACUUUCAAAGAUAUGUCCAGUUUGCAAAUACUAGAAGCCACUGAAAACGAUUUGGUUUUCAUCUCCCAGCGAGCGUUUGUUGGGCUUGCAAACGUGGUGGAGUUGAACUUAGAUCGCAGUAAUCUGACUUCCAUCCCCACAGAGGCUCUUUCACAGCUCCCAAGCCUGGCUCGACUUCGCAUUCUCCGCCUUACCAUCCCCGCCAUCCCCAACAACGCUUUCCGAAGACUGCACCGACUACGCAGCCUCGUCAUCUCCAGUUGGCCUACCUUGGAUACGUUGGCCAGCAACAGCCUCAUCGGACUCAAUUUGACCUCCCUUGUUAUCAGUAACUGCAACCUGAGCCAAAUCCCUUACCCCGCCUUGCGUCAUCUAGUUUAUUUGCGCUAUUUGGACUUGUCUUACAACCCGAUCACGGCCAUCCAAGGAAACCUACUUGGAGAUCUUCUCAGACUUCAGGAGUUGCACCUAGCCGGAGGGAGUUUGCUACGGAUAGACCCUGGAGCUUUUAAAGGGUUAACCAACUUUCGCAUGCUCAAUGUAUCGUCCAACCAGCUUAGCACCUUGGAAGAGACUGCUUUUCAUUCGGUGGGGAACCUCCAGGUGUUGAGGCUGGACGGUAACCCCUUGUCGUGCGAUUGCCGCUUGCUUUGGGUGGUGCGUCGAAGGUUGCGGUUGAACUUUGACGGAGCCCAGCCUACGUGUGCGUAUCCGGACGCGGUGAGACUACGGCAGUUCAGAGACUUCUCCGAGAAAGAGCUUCCGAGACUGUUCACUUGCCGUCCGGCGAGAAUCCAGGACAGACGACCUCAGGAGGCGAAAGUCGAGGAAGGCACUACUGUCUUGUUCUCGUGCAAAGCUGACGGAGAUCCAGCUCCUGCCAUCACCUGGAUUUCGUCACACAGGAACGUCAUCUCCGCUACCGGACGAAUCCGCGUCCUUCCCAACGGUACAUUGGAAGUGCGUUAUGCCCAAGUCCAGGACAGUGGCUCCUACCAGUGUCUUGCCGGUAACGCUGCUGGUAACGACAGCCUCAAAGUCGGACUCUACGUCAAAGGGGUCCCCCGAAACAGGAGCAUUCCCAUCUUCAUCGACGACGCGUGGAUAGAGCCCACGCACAUGACCCAAACCGCCAACUCGUCAUCCCAAAUGGCCAAGCCGUACCCGUUUGACGCAAAGACACUGAUCAUAGCGACGACGAUGGGCUUCCUCUCCUUUCUCAGCUCCGUAGCCAUAUGCUUUGUCUUCAUGUUCUUCUGGAGUCAAAGUAAAGGACAGAUUAAGCACACCGCUACCAUCGACUUUGUGCCCAGGUCGUCUAUGGGAGGGGGAGGGGAAGGGAGCGAAGGCGGCAGGUUCACAAUGAAACUUAUCUGA
Messenger RNA from Knipowitschia caucasica, 1806 nucleotides. The record is from the annotation of a GenBank genome assembly. Lineage: Eukaryota; Metazoa; Chordata; Actinopteri; Gobiiformes; Gobiidae.